AUGCCGUCUAUACAGGUGAACUCUCGACAGAGUUCCCUGCGGUUCAGCGCUUUUGUGAAUGGGAGAAUGGAUCAUCAUCCGACUGUGAAGCGGUGGGAUGGAGCUGCGAGAACGUGCACAGAAUGGGACAACAUUCGACGAAAACAGGACCCUGAACUGUGGUUUCGAAAUGGGAACUGCAUGGUGCAUCUCCACGCAAAAGGUCAUUCUCAACGAGGUCCCUCCUUCAAGGUCCCCUUCUCAGCACUCCUCGAAGCCCAAUGCUACCCCCUCAUCCAAAGAUUCCUAGUGUGGGAGGGCGUCCAAAAACCCAAUCUUCGCGAGCUCAUGAGAUGGAGUAAGAAAAACACAACACGCAAAAUCGAACUAUACAUCCCGCCACCUCCGACGACAGAUAAAACGCAGGCUUUCAACUACCACCUCGCAACACGCAAUUUCUUCGCCUGGGUGUUUCGAAGAUCCAUGGUCGGAUACAGUCUCGGCAAUGCUCUCAUUGGUCUUCUCCACAGUAUGCAUGAGUUUCGAUCCGGCGUGGACGACAAUGUCUCAGAUAUGAUGGAGUAUUUUGACGAGGAGGGCUACCUCGACAUGGCGAAUCAGCCAAACCACGCGUUGGCGAUAUUGCAGCUUGCAGAGUGUUUUCAAAUGAAGGAGCUGUACAUUCGAGCUUUUGCACAUUGCGUCGGCAUGAGCGAAUAUUUGUUCGAAAAUGUUGGGUUUCAGGAGCUCAGCCCUCCAACGCGCAAGCUCAUACGUAAGGGACAUCUCGAACUUGAUUAUCGCAUGACGUGGUCAUCUUCUAUGCUGAGGACGUUUUUGGACGAUGAGCUGUCGGAGGCUCAUUUGAGCGUCUCAGCAGGCGCCCGAGCUCACCUCGAGCGCUUCCGGAGUUUUUUGUUAUCAUUCUAUACGACCAAGCUGGGAUACUACCCGCCGACUACGGACUCUGGCAACGACCUGUUCGAUCCCGCUGUUUUAAGGAUCAUGCGUGAGGACUUUGAGGCUUUGUAUGAUCUACUCGUUGAUGACCAGUAUACCUCAUCACAUACCAUGCCGCCCACAGCGCACGGAGGGAUCUGCACUAUUCAGCUUGUUCAAUCUUUCGACUUUGAGCACGGAUACGAUGUUCUUGAUCAUCCACUGCCGCUUCUCCCAGACACGAAUGGCAACAACUCGAGACGCAUGUCUUGGUUUCCUGGACGUGUGACUCUCAGAUCAGAUCGCAGAGUUACGGCUCACACAGCCCUGAUCAACGCCUCAAAUUUGAUGAAACCAGGAGUUGCACAGAAUGACCUCGUGAGAGCAUAUCGACGCUUCGAAGAAGAUUCCAUCAUGUCACCGAACAAAGCGGAUAAGCAAGAGAAGGUGUCGCUGGAGGAUGCUCGCAAGAUCCGAUGGAUUCUCAUCUACUCAGCAUACCAAGUCCUCCGCUACGCGACAGACACAGCGACAGAUUUGCAAGAGGACGAGAUCAACGAGGCUCACUACAGUCUCUCUGCUUUAACUGACAAGCUUCCACCGUGGGAUACACCUCGCGAUCUGGACCGUAUCCUGAGACGCCAGACCCAGUACGUUACUAGCGGACCGACCUGGAGUGUGCAACCGGACGGUGCUGCAGACGCAGGAGAAGAUUCCUUUGGAAAGAUUGAGAUCAAGCCGGACAUCGAUUACUUCGCUCUCACUCACCGAGAUCGUCCCCAGACACAACACGAUAACCGCAAGAUGGAACGUCGAGCAUCAAUGCCUUCACGUCCAUCUCGCUCAAACUCAUUCACACAGGCACUCAGCCGCUCCUCAACAAUUCGACGAUCAAUGCGCAUGUUUAAAUCACCCACUACCACACCCCCUCAAUCAAUCACACCACCUUCACGACCAACAUACCACGAAAUCGUUGUCCACGGCUACGGCAACGGCACAAACGAUGUGAACCUCGACACAGACGGAAGCGACACAAAAACAGACGACACAGACAACACAACCCCCGAGAGCAUCGACACCGAAUCACCCCUCGACACUCCCCCACUAACAGAGUACUACGUCGAGCCCACGAUCCCCAAAGACGUAAAGGCCCGCCGCGAGCGCCGCCGCGACGUAAUGUCCAUGGUCGCACGCUCAAUGUCCGGUCGCGUCUCCAAGCGCAGCCGGCCCAUCAGCGCCAUGUUCUCCGACUCGCGCUACGCAGACGAAGUCGAGAGCAGACGACACAGCAUGUUUCCGCAGCCGCUGCGGAUAAAGACGCAGGUGGAGGAGCCGUAUAUCGUGAAUGAGGAUGCGGAUUGGGCUGCCAUGCAGACGUUUAUGGAGAGUCCGGGGGAGAUGACGGAGGAGGAUGAUGAUAUGAUGCCUGCUUGGGAGCAGUAUGCUGAUUUGGGAGGGUUGACUGAUAUGAGAUGA
Fusarium tjaetaba is the source of this 2394-nucleotide messenger RNA. RefSeq lists its product as uncharacterized. The record is from RefSeq and is a predicted model, not a curated record. The coding region runs from base 1 to 2394 and encodes 797 amino acids. Lineage: Eukaryota; Fungi; Ascomycota; Sordariomycetes; Hypocreales; Nectriaceae. The transcript has 3 exons.